Molecule: messenger RNA, 1364 nt
Organism: Xiphophorus maculatus (southern platyfish)
Lineage: Eukaryota; Metazoa; Chordata; Actinopteri; Cyprinodontiformes; Poeciliidae
Product: hydroxycarboxylic acid receptor 2
Exons: 3
Coding region: 66-1103 (345 amino acids)
Biological process (GO): G protein-coupled receptor signaling pathway
Cellular component (GO): membrane
Molecular function (GO): G protein-coupled receptor activity
Source: RefSeq, a predicted model, not a curated record
GAAAAUCUGCAGUGACAGAAACGUGGCAGAGUGAAGAGAAAGGAUUCAGUUUGAGAUUCAUCAAAAUGUCUAAUAUUACCACUUCAUCAAAUGACACCUGCUAUACACCGGAUGCAGCCACUUACCAAGUCCUCUCCGGCUUGUUGACUGUGGAGUUCAUUCUGGGACUUCCUCUCAACCUCUCGGUGCUCUACACCUUCAUCUUCAGGUACAAAUUCUGGAAGAAUAACAGUGUGUUCCUCUUCAACAUUGUGGUUGCUGAUUUUUUGGUGGUGGCCUGUAUUCCCGUUAAAAUUCACCAAUAUCAGAACAAUCUGAGGUACAGUGAGAAUAAUGCCGUUUGCCGUCUGAUGCACUUCAUGCUCUUCCUCAAUCGAGGGGCCAGCAUCGGCUUCCUCAUCGUUCUGUCCCUGGACCGCUACUUCAGCGUCGUCCAUCUUGGGAGGAGAAACUGUGUGAAGGUGUUUAAGAAGUCUCCACUGAUCUCUGUGCUUAUCUGGGUGUUCUUGGUGCCGCUCACCAUACCCACGAUGCUAUCCUCCUUCGUUUGCUGCAACAGCCUCGGUCGAAUUAAAACCACGACUCUAGAAGAUUUUACGGACACUUUCAGAGAGAUCGUCUUCUUCUCUCAAAUCAUCAUCCCCUUCAUCAUCCUCAUUUACUGCACAACUUGCAUCAUCAUUCGACUGAGGAGGAAAUCGAUUGGGGAAAAGGCCAAACUGAGGAGAGCCGUGUUCGCCGUCCUGUCUGUCGCCAUCGUCUUCUCCAUCUGCUUCCUGCCAUGCAUGGUGGCUCGGCUGGCGCUGCUGAUCGUGAGGCUGAAAAACUGUCAGGUGCUGGAGGAUGCGGUGGUCCAGGUGUACGACGCCCUCAUGGUUUUGUCCUACGCCGACUGCUUGUUGGACCCACUGGUUUACUGCUUCUGCAACUCAGGCUUUAAGGUGGCUUACAUCUCCACUUUCUUCCCACCAUAUCUGAGGAAGAGACUGCUGGAGUCUGCCUCGACCUCACCAAUGGUCACAACUACAGGAGCUACAGCAACUACGACGACAACUGUAGUCCCAGGGACUAAACCGAUAUCAUUGCAAAUGAUGGGAAAAUGACUAUCAGUCAAUCUUUCUGGUUUAAAUGUAGCUAUCAUAAAAACUUGGUUACUAUUGCUCCACCCAUAAAGAUAUAUUCUCAGGAACAAAGCUUUAAAAUAUUCUUCCUUGAAAAUGUUAGGAUGGGUACAUAGGAUAUAGAAAAUAUGUUACAUUACAUUUUUUGUAUAAAAUCAUUCAUAGAAAAUGAUAUUUGAGUGUGAUCAGCUCUGCCUAUUUUGAGCUGUUUUAUGAUGUCCUGUCACUUUAAAUCCAAAAUAA